Molecule: messenger RNA, 818 nt
Organism: Myxocyprinus asiaticus (Chinese sucker)
Lineage: Eukaryota; Metazoa; Chordata; Actinopteri; Cypriniformes; Catostomidae
Gene: il17c
Product: interleukin 17c
Exons: 3
Coding region: 1-507 (168 amino acids)
Biological process (GO): inflammatory response
Cellular component (GO): extracellular region
Molecular function (GO): cytokine activity
Source: RefSeq, a predicted model, not a curated record
AUGUGGACUCCACUGUUGUUUGGAAUAAUUUUCAAUUUCUUGUCGGAGACCAUCGUGGAAGGGAAACAUUUGGGAUGCUACCAUGAAUGUGAACAUGGGUUCAACAAAGUCCAGCAAAAGCUGCUUCGCGCCUUGCGUGCAACCAACAAACACGCGCCUCUGCCGCCUGUUAAUCAUGCAGCAGACUCCUGCCCGGCUUUCUUGAGCGAGCUGACGCGUCAUGAGCGGUCUUCACUGGGGCACAAUAAGCGCUCACUCGCCCCCUGGCGGAUAAGAACUGUGCAUAAGCCAGACAUGUUGCCCCCAACAUAUGAAGAAGCAGAGUGUUUGUGUGAAGGAUGCAUCAUUAACGGCACUGAAGACAGGACCUACAACUCUGUGCCUGUGGAGGAAAAUAGAUUAUUUCUGAAAAAGGUCAAGUGUCCAUUUGAUGAGAACAAAUACUCUUUAGAGUAUGAAUAUGUGAAAGUAACUGUGGCCUGUACCUGUGUGGUACCUAAGCAUUGAUCUCUUAAAGAGGACAAUAUUGACAAAAAAACAAAAGUGUAGAGACUUGUCUCAUAUACUGUGUCGUGUUUGUUUUGAAAUGCGAUUUUUGUAUGCUUAUAUUAAUGAGCUUUUAAUGUUGCAUGUGUCACGACUUAUUUUUUAGCUUUAAACCAACAUGGUCUUUCUUGAAUGGAAAGCAUAUUUGUAUUAUUGUAAAACACUACUUUAUCUUGGCUUUUAAUUUAUUUAUAUAAUAAUUUAUUGACUAUUUAUUAAACUUUUAUGUCUGCGAAUAUGAAUCUUGUGCCUGACUUGCCAUUUUGAAUCAA